Messenger RNA from Cladophialophora immunda, 1417 nucleotides. RefSeq lists its product as uncharacterized. NCBI's taxonomy places the organism in Eukaryota, Fungi, Ascomycota, Eurotiomycetes, Chaetothyriales, Herpotrichiellaceae. Gene Ontology annotation, biological process: nucleobase-containing compound metabolic process. The record is from RefSeq and is a predicted model, not a curated record. The transcript has 3 exons. Gene Ontology annotation, molecular function: 3'-5' exonuclease activity; nucleic acid binding. The coding region runs from base 159 to 1298 and encodes 379 amino acids.
GGCCAAAGCAAGGACGGGAGUGCACCUCAUCGUGCGGACGGCAUAUCACUCGAAAGACAAGCGAGCGUCGCCGUGGAGGUGUAUAAAGUACAGCUAGGCAUCUGUGAAUAGAAGCUGUACAGGGACAUCUCUUUUCCCCAAAGUAGAGCUCAUCCACCAUGGCGCCCUUUAUCGUCGACAACGAAGUCAAGCUUCACGCACUGCUCACUCUCAUCACAAAGCGUACGCGGGCAGAACAGGACCAGCUGAUGUUUAUCGACCUCGAGGGCGUCGAUCUCGGUCGCUCAGGCACGAUCGCCAUUAUGCAGUUGUUGAUGCCACCCAGCCCGAUCGUCUACCUUGUCGAUGUUCACCAGCUUGAAGCGAAGGCAUUCGACCUCACCACGGCAGACGGAACUAGCCUUCGAGCUGUGCUGGAGUCUCCAAACACCUUCAAAGUCUUCUUCGACAUUCGCAACGACUCGGAUGCCCUCCAUGCCCACUUUGGCGUCAACGUCGCCGGCAUCAUCGAUCUCCAGGUCAUCGAGUUUGCCACCAGGAAUCGGAGAGGCAGAUACGUCAAUGGACUGGCCAAGUGCAUUGAAAAAGACCUACCCCACAUCCCAGGCUGGUCCCUCGCCAAAGCCAAGGGGCGGCGUCUGUUUGCACCCGAGGCAGGGGGAAAGUAUGGGGUCUUCCUCGAGAGACCCCUGCCGGACGAGAUCCUCCAAUACUGUGAGCAAGACGUGAUGCUCAUGCCUCGACUCCUCGCGGUAUAUGGCGGGAAGCUGCAAGCUGGUGUAGCCGCACAGCUCCAGGGAAUUGUUGAUGAACGUAUUCGACUGUCCAAGACCGACACAUUCAUCGGCAAUGGCCGACACAUGGCAGUUGGGCCACAUCUGGGACCAGCACGGUAUCUAAAGGUGUCGACGAGCCGCGAACUACAGCUCGUCCGUUCGGCUCGACUUGUUCAUUUGUGUCGCCUCGACGAUAGCUGCAUCGAUGAUUUGACCAGUCAACUCGACGCCGUACAUAUCAAUGCCAGAGAAGCAACGGCCUCAGCACCCGAGGCCUCGAGCUUGACGCCUGUGACAAGCCCGAUCGUUCAAGAUGCUGCGAGCUCGUCGAGGUCACCGGGGAUCACUGUGUCCAAUAAACCUGUAGCUGACGAGGGCGAAAAUGAUGACCAGGACGAUGACGAGUACGCGGCCAUGGGCCACAACAGUGAUUCUGAUCCAGGACACAACAGUGAUUCGGAUCGAGACUACACAGCCUGCUCGGCGGAGGAUUGCGGGUAUUGUGGGAGGUGUGGCUAUUGAUUUGAGCACCGGCGAUAGCUCAAGCUAAGUGUGCAUGCCGUCGAAAUGGUGAUUCGGGGCAAAGACAAUAUUCAGUCCUUCCCUCGUGUCUUCGUUUCGCAAACGUUUCUUCACCGUUG